Molecule: messenger RNA, 2492 nt
Organism: Entelurus aequoreus (snake pipefish)
Lineage: Eukaryota; Metazoa; Chordata; Actinopteri; Syngnathiformes; Syngnathidae
Gene: slc52a3-2a
Product: riboflavin transporter 2
Exons: 4
Coding region: 928-2265 (445 amino acids)
Biological process (GO): riboflavin transport
Cellular component (GO): plasma membrane
Molecular function (GO): riboflavin transmembrane transporter activity
Source: RefSeq, a predicted model, not a curated record
AUUAAGAGGAAUGUUUGGACGGUGGAACGUUUGAAGUGAGUUGAAAAAUGUGGAAGGAGUAGUCGCCAGAAAUAGGUGGAAUUAGGGCUUUGGAAAACCAGGAAUUCUGGAAUUUCUUUGAACUUGGAAAAAGGUUAGUUAGAAUUUCCAGGAUGGUGGAAUUUGUUGAAGGUGGAAUGGCUUUGAAUAGGUUGAGGAAUGUGGAAAUGGUGAAAGUUUGAAAAAUGGCCAAUUCAUUGUGAAUGAGAAAAAUGUCCCGAAAUCCUGAAAUUCUGGGAAUUUUUUGGAAUUUGUCAAGAGCGAGCCCGCGGUUCCCAAAUAGGCUGAACAGUUUGAAGUUGGAACGGUUUGAACCGGAUGAAAAAUGUGGAAGGUAGAGCGUGCCAAAAUCUGGACAAGAAUAAUAAUAAUAAAUAGAUGCAUUUUGGUGUAGAAAACCAUAUGUAUGUAUUGGAGCAUUCACACAAUAAUACAUGAUAAUACGAAGACAUUUAUUUUUGCUUAAUUAUUUUGAACCCAACAUUCCCAACCCUGACAAGAGACCAAAUCAAAUGUGGUUCUCAAGAAGAUGUUCAUAUUCUCAAUAAUAAAUGAAAUACACACUGUGCAGCUGUACCUGAUAAAGUACCUAGUGAGUGUGUUAGGUUAAAAAGUCCAGGACAAAAACUGAAUGAGCCCAGUCGGAAAAAACAAAAGGCGGUGGCAGACCACAACAUGUGAUGCACCCUGAGGGUCUCGCACAGUCAGGGUCUUUCUUUUUUUUUGUAUUUAAGAUUGAGACCAUGUAGUCACUCAGACAAGCACGUGUCACAGUUGGCUGCAUGUUUGCACGCCCACUAUCGGCAAGGAGGGUCUAAUCCCGGACUUUGGGCUGCGGUCGCGCAGAACUCCAAAGACCCCAUCGGAGAGCAUAGUUCAACCGACAUUAUGCCUGUCCUCACCCACCUGCUGGCGUGCCUGUUCGGCAUAGGCUCCUGGGUGUCCAUCAACGGCCUGUGGGUGGAGCUGCCCCUGAUCGUCCCCCACAUUCCGGAGGGCUGGUACCUUCCGUCUUACCUUUCCAUUCUCAUCCAGAUGGCCAACGUAGGGCCGCUGUUCGUCACACUUAUGCACCGCUUUCGUCCGGGAGCCCUCAACGAGGCGGCCGUCAUUUACGUCAUCAUCGCCCUGGGCACUUUGGCCAGUCUGCUGUUGGGUUUCUUUUGGAAGGAGACGGUGGUGGUGGCGGGUGUUCCUCGCAGUGUAGCUCUGCUCACGCUCACCUUUUUCCUCGCCACCGUCGACUGCACAUCCUCUGUGACUUUUCUGCCCUUCAUGAUGCGACUCAAGUCUCAGUACCUCACCACCUACUACGUCGGCGAGGGAAUGAGCGGCCUGCUGCCAGCUCUGGUGGCACUCAUCCAGGGUGUGGGUGUGGUGCACUGUGUCAACGCUACUCAGCCUCUGAGUCUGAACCAGAGCCUUAACACCACCGAUGCCUCUCCAACAUUUGAACUCUUGGCUCAGCAUCAGCCGGCCAACUUCGCAGCGGAGGUGUUCUUCUUCUUCGUUAGCGCCAUGAUGCUGGUGUGCCUGCUGGCCUUCCUGCUUUUGAACCAUCACCCAGCGGUGGCCAGAGAGACACUCAAAGGCCAGUACACCAACGGUGUCAAGGAGAGGAAGUGGGUGGAGGAGAGGCCCAUGAUGGACACAUACAGACCCUCAAGCCAGACAUGCAGAAGCAGUUUUGGCACUGGGAUGUACAGCUGGAUGCAGGUGUUCUACAUCUUUGUGAUUCUGGCGUGGACCAACGCUCUGACUAACGUGGUGCUGCCCUCGGUCCAGUCGUACUCGUGCAUGCCGUACGGGAACAAAGCUUACCACUUGUCUGCCACCCUGGCGGCCGUGUCCAACCCUCUGGCCUGCUUCAUCGCCAUGUUCUUCCCAAUAAGAUCCCUGUGGCUGAUGGGAGCGUUGACGUUGGUGGGCAGUGGCGUGGGCGCGUUUAUAAUAAGCAUGGCUGCUCUGAGUCCGUGUCCUUUGCUGGUGAAUGACGUCUCUGGUGGAGUCAUCAUGGUGCUGGCGUGGAUAGUCUUCGUUCUCACGCUGUCCUACGUCAAGGUGAUCGUCGGCGUGAUCCUGCGCGACGAGGGCCACAGCGCCCUGGUGUGGUGCGGCGCCGUGGUGCAGCUGGGCUCCCUGCUGGGCGCGGUGGUCAUGUUCCCCCUGGUGAGCGUGCACAGCUUGUUCGCGUCAGGCGACCCGUGCAACACCAGAUGUCCGUGAAGCCGGCGGGCGCUUGGCGGAAGGUCAGUUUGGAACUUUUUAUUUUCCCAGCUGUUCCAUGCUGGAAUGAAGUUAACAUGCGUACCUAAUGGUUUGGGUACUUUUUUGUAAUGUAACGUAAUAUACGACAUAAAGAAGAGGUGCCACGUGUUAGUGGCACCUUUUCUUUAUGUCGUAAAUAUCUCAAAUCUUAGUUGAAUUACUUGUGUAUAGAAAUCAUUCUUGUU